Molecule: messenger RNA, 1776 nt
Organism: Pecten maximus
Lineage: Eukaryota; Metazoa; Mollusca; Bivalvia; Pectinida; Pectinidae
Product: alkylglycerol monooxygenase-like
Exons: 11
Coding region: 9-1343 (444 amino acids)
Biological process (GO): lipid biosynthetic process
Cellular component (GO): endoplasmic reticulum
Molecular function (GO): oxidoreductase activity; iron ion binding
Source: RefSeq, a predicted model, not a curated record
UGGACAAAAUGGAGGACGUGUUGACAGCAUCGACCGUUGGUCUACGUCGGAUGUUCUACUUGGUCACACCAAAUGAAACAUCCUUCAAAGAUGUGGAUGACGUUCCCAGAUAUCUUGAAGAGGCGCUUCCUGUCUUCAUGGUUUUACUAAUGAUCGAAAUCCCGAUACUCUUCAUUCAGGGGAGACCACUCCCAAGGUUCAACGAUAUUUUCAGUUCUUUGGCUGCGGGAAUAAUCUCAGAGUUCCACAAUUUACUGUUCCGCGGUACUCAUUUAGCGACCUAUAUAUGGGUAUACAAGCGAUGGAACAUUGUAUCCCUACCCUGGGACAGUCCUUGGACUUGGCUCUUUGGUCUGGUUUUUGUGGAUUUUGGAUAUUACUGGGUACACAGAACAGGACACGAAAUGAACAUCAUGUGGGCGGGACACCAGACUCAUCACAGUUCUGAGGACUACAACAUGAGUACUGCCCUACGACAAUCCGCCUUCCACAGAUACUUUAACUGGAUAUUCUACCUCCCCCUGGCCCUGUUCAUGCCUCCGUCGGUCUUCCUUGUCCACAUCCAGUUCAACCUACUCUACCAGUUCUGGAUCCACACAGAGACCGUGAGAAGUGUGGGACCUCUAGAAUGGAUACUUAACACUCCAAGUCAUCACAGAGUCCAUCAUGGCCGAAAUCCUUACUGCAUCGACAAAAACUACGCAGGCGUCUUCAUUAUCUUUGACCGAAUGUUUGGUACAUUCCAAGCGGAGGAGGAGAAAGUGAUUUAUGGACUUGUACAUCCACUCCAGUCCUGGGAUCCAAUCAAUGCACAGAUAUGUCACUUUAAGUACAUGAUCAAGAAAGUUCAGGAAGAAAAGGGCUUCAGUAACAAGAUGGGGGUCAUCUUUAAAGGUCCGGGCUGGUCGCCUGGGAAACCGUGGACAGGAUUACUAGAGGAUAUCCCAGAGGUGAAGGAGCCUAUAAAGAAGUAUGACAGCGAUGUCCCUCUUUGGACAAACCUGUACAUAUGUCUUCACUUUGCCUUAAUGGUUGUCGCGUCAGGAGCUGUAGCCAAAUUCAGAAAGGGAAUGGCACCAGUAUGGGUGGUAGCCUUUAUCCUAUACAUGCUGUUCUCGCUGACAAGCUUUGGAGCCAUUUAUGACAACAAGAGUUAUGCACCUUUGAUGGAACUAUUUAGAUGUGGUGUGUUCCUUGUCGUGGCUAAACUCAGCAUUCCUAUGGCGUCCUCCAUGGUUACCGUUGGUUAUGGCCUGAGCUUGUUUUACCUUGCGUCUGCAGGUCUUUGGCUGAUUAUCAGUGCGAGACACAAUCUCCUGGUGAAGAAAGCCAAGUCAUUGUAACUGUGAGACAGUCUCCUACUACUAUUGAUAUUUAUUUUUAUCGGUUGAAGAUAUUUGAGAAAUCUCCUUCCUGAAACAAAGGAAAUUUAUAAUGGCGUGGACUUCCUCGACCAGUGACAGCAGUGGAAUUUGAAACUAUUGUAGGUUUUGUUUAUAUCUAAAAGUCCUUUAUGUACCCCUUAUGUAUGGAUAAAUGUUAACCGAAUUUGUCAUCAGACAUUCCAACGUCAUCUAUAAUGUAAAAAGGAAGGGUCGGUAAGGGGACAUGAAUUGCUUAGCAAUACCCAGCAUGCUUGUUACUUAUAAACGACAAUCAGUUUAGCAAUUACCUCGGUAUAACUGUGAUAUGACGUCGAUAUUGUUUAAUAUUCAAUGAUAUGAAAGGUGCUAUCUUUGUUUUAUACUUUGUUGGUAAAUAAAAUUGUUCACUGUA